AUGACCUGCCAUGGCACUCCCCUGCAGCGUCUACCGCUACAGUCUCAUCACACCCCAACAAAAAUCAAUGCACCCGCAUCCCACAUACCAACCAUUCAACAUCUGCAACAGCCCUCAUAUCCCACGCAUUCGCCGACUCCUUCUCGCAACCAAAUGCCGCAUCACCCAACACCAAAACCGACUCCACAACAUCAAUUACCCAGGCAGCGUCAUUCGAGAAAACGCACCUCCUCCAACUGCAAUAAUACCCUCGACAGUCUCUCCGUCCUCUCUUCCCUGCGCUUCUCUCAUGACACUUCCGCUGCCGCUUUGCAACCACCAAUGCACCGCAGCACAGCAGAAGUCGCGUUACUCCAAACACCCACGCGCCUCCUCCCAGGUCUACCCUUCUAUCCGUCAACUGCAUCUGCGACGUCUCAAACGCCAUGUCGACGCACCCAUCCUUUGACAACCUGCCCUGCCACUUUCCUCCAGCGUCUACCGCUACAGUCUCAUCACACCCCAACAAAAAUCACUGCACCCGCAUCCCACAUACCAACCAUUCAACAUCUGAAACAGCCCUCAUAUCCCACGCAUUCGCCGACUCCUGCUCGCAACCAAAUGCCGCAUCACCCAACACCAAAACCGACUCCACAACAUCAAUUACCCAGACAGCGUCAUUCGAGAAAACGCACCUCCUUCAUUUGCUACAAUAACCUUGAGGUUCUCUCCGUCCUCUCUUCCCUGCGCUUCUCUCAUGACACUUCCGCCGCCGCUUUGCAACCACCAAUGCACCGCAGCACAGCAGAAGUCGCGUUACUCCAAACACCCACGCGCCUCCUCCCAGGUCUACCCUUCUAUCCAUCAACUGCAUCUGCGACGUCUCAAACGUCAUGUCGACGCACCCAUCCUUUGACAACCUGCCCUGCCACUUUCCUCCAGCGUCUACCGCUACAGUCUCAUCACACCCCAACAAAAAUCACUGCACCCGCAUCCCACAUACCAACCAUUCAACAUCUGCAACAGCCCUCAUUUCACACGCAUUCGCCGACUCCUUCUCGCAACCAAAUGCCGCAUCACCCAACACCAAAACCGACUCCACAACAUCAAUUACCCAGACAGCGUCAUUAA
Eimeria tenella is the source of this 1110-nucleotide messenger RNA. RefSeq lists its product as uncharacterized. The record is from RefSeq and is a predicted model, not a curated record. Lineage: Eukaryota; Apicomplexa; Conoidasida; Eucoccidiorida; Eimeriidae. The transcript has a single exon. The coding region runs from base 1 to 1110 and encodes 369 amino acids.